UGCUCAGAGCCCUGAUAAGGAACAACGUCGGGCUCCCAGGGCGCCCCAGGCCCCCUCCAUGAACACCCUUAGUUUUGGCCAUGGUUGCCUCGAGCUCCUUGGGGUGCAGAGGCCCGUCACACACCUUAAUGUGCGCCCAGCUGCCCGUCGCAGCGGCCUCGGAGAGCCAGGCCCUGCCCGGAAAGCGACCAGGGCGCCCCCAAGCCGGCCCGGCCGCACCCGGCCCGGCUCAGGUGACCAGGCGGGCGCCGGGCACACCUGGCGCCGUUUCCUGACCCCGCCCCGGCCGGGCCGCACCCCGGGACGAUCUCUCUUGAACGGAGCCAGCGCGGCGAGCAGGGCCAUGGCGGCGGCGCCAGCGGCGUGCGCCUCGCAGGGGCCCCCGCCGGGAGCGCCGGCCCCGCCGGCCGGCGCGCCAGGGUCCGCGUCCGGCCUGGGCCGCUGCCGGGUGGCGCUGCUGCUGGCCGUGGCGCUGGACGUGGCGGGCAUGGCGGCGCUGCUGACCGGCGUGUUCGCGCAGCUGCAGGUGCGCGGCCGUGACUUCGGCGACCUGCUCAUCUACUCGGGCGCGCUGCUCGUCUUCCUGAGCCUGCUCGGCUGGAUCCUCUGGUACACCGGCAACAUCGAGAUCUCGCGCCAGGAGCUCGAGCGCGACUACGGCCUCAGGCCCUCGGCGCUGGCCCGCCUGGCGCGCAAGCUCUCCCGCCGCUGGUCGGCUCCGGCCUCUGCGUCCGGGCCGCGCGCCGCGCCCGCCUCCUGGGGAGCACGCCGCGCCCCCCGCACGCCCCCGCCGCCCGCCGCCGGCUCCCGCCGCGUGCGCCUGCAGCUCUCCGCACUCGAAGCCGGGACCGGGGCGGCGGGCGCGGGCCCCGAGUGAGCCAGGGAAAGAUGGAGCCACGCCGGGGGCACAGACACACAGGAUGAGUAAAGGUUGGACAGGACGACGCAGAGAGUAGCCGAGACCCAGAGGACGGAGACUGAGACAGCAGGCCUGGGGGCCCACCUGGAGAGACGCAGGAAACCCAGCCCCGCAGGGACGCCUGGAGAGUCACCACUACAUGGCCCUACACCUGGCCGUCCCUCCCUGCGCUCCAGCCCGAGGCGCACCAGGCCCCGCGCAAUCCUCUCAGUGUGACCGGGUCUCUGAGGUUACUACUCUUAUCGCCCCCAUCCCAGUGGAGGACAUGGGGGCGCAGAAAGGGGCCACCUCUUGCCCAGCAUUGCCUAGCAAGACGUGGACUCAGGAAACCAGAAGUUGAUGAUUGGAUGAACCUGUGGCCCCACCUGUCAGGACUGGACUGAGAUGCGCAGCUGUCCCCAAUGUCACCUGGCCACCAGGAUGCCCACCUGCCCUCCCCUUAUCCUUCUCUGGAUAAAUGGCUCUGCCUCACAGCA
This is a messenger RNA of Manis javanica (Malayan pangolin), 1395 nucleotides long. The record is from RefSeq and is a predicted model, not a curated record. NCBI's taxonomy places the organism in Eukaryota, Metazoa, Chordata, Mammalia, Pholidota, Manidae.